Syngnathus typhle (broad-nosed pipefish) is the source of this 2209-nucleotide messenger RNA. RefSeq names its product VPS26, retromer complex component A (gene vps26a). Gene Ontology annotation, biological process: intracellular protein transport; retrograde transport, endosome to Golgi. Lineage: Eukaryota; Metazoa; Chordata; Actinopteri; Syngnathiformes; Syngnathidae. The transcript has 9 exons. The record is from RefSeq and is a predicted model, not a curated record. Bases 118 to 1104 code for a protein of 328 amino acids. Gene Ontology annotation, cellular component: endosome; retromer complex.
UGACACGCGUCACGUGACUGUCGGUCUCGAGUGCGCGACGCCCGGUUGACGCGCACGCGCACGGGCUACAACUGAGCGAGGAUAGCCUGUUAGCUUCAACUGUACUUGACGGCCGAGAUGAGUUUCCUGGGGGGUCUGUUCGGGCCAGUGUGUGAGAUUGAUAUCCUGCUCAACGAUGCAGAGAGCCGGAAGACGGCGGAACUCAAGACAGAAGAUGGAAAGAUGGAGAAACAUUAUAUGUUCUAUGACGGGGAAUCUGUAUCUGGCAAGGUGAAUCUAACUGUGAAGCAGGGAGCAAAAAGACUCGAGCACCAGGGCAUCCGCAUCGAGUUUGUCGGACAGAUCGAGCUGUUUUCAGACAAAAGCAACACACACGAGUUUGUGGAUCUGGUGAAAGAAUUGGCAUUGCCGGGAGAGCUCACCCAGAACAGAAGCUACGACUUUGAGUUCAUGCAGGUGGAGAAGCCCUACGAGUCGUACAUCGGCGCUAACGUCAGGCUAAGGUAUUUUCUGAGGGUGACAAUAGUCCGUCGGCUGUCGGAUCUGGUGAAGGAGUACGAACUGAUAGUCCACCAGCUAGCCACCUACCCGGAUAUCAACAACUCUAUCAAGAUGGAGGUCGGAAUAGAAGACUGCCUUCACAUUGAGUUUGAAUACAAUAAAUCCAAGUACCAUCUAAAGGAUGUCAUUGUUGGGAAGAUCUACUUCUUAUUGGUUAGGAUCAAGAUCCAACAUAUGGAGCUGCAGCUCAUCAAGAAGGAGGUCACAGGCAUAGGUCCCAGCACAACCACGGAGACAGAUACGGUUGCAAAGUAUGAGAUCAUGGAUGGAGCCCCUGUUAAAGGCGAAUCAAUCCCCAUCAGACUCUUUCUGGCAGGGUACGACUUAACAGUCACCAUGCGGGACGUCAACAAGAAGUUCUCUGUACGCUACUUCCUCAAUCUGGUUUUAGUGGACGAAGAAGAUAGAAGAUACUUCAAGCAGCAGGAGAUUGUUUUGUGGAGGAAAGCCCCAGAGAAGAUGAGAAAACGAAACUUCCUCCAGCGUUACGAGUCCCCGGAUUCCCAAACUCAAUCUGUUAAUGUGGAGCAGCCCGAGAUGUGAGGGCUCGAAAUGAAAAGAACCUUAAAAAAACACGCACGCACACGCACACACACUAACAGGACUCUUCACUCGAGAGCAGUCAGCGGUGUGACAGCUGCCCGCUUGAAGUGCAUACACGAAUGCGCACUUGACGACAUCUCCUGUCACCUCAGCUUCAAACGUGAGCUCUCCUUCCACCACACGCUUGUUUGGACACAGGCGCACACAAUCUGCUGAAUGCCUGACGUCAUGACGACAACAAAGACAGCAACUGCUUGUAGCUUCUUUGCUAACAGGGGUUUCAUUUGCUUGCAUCACCUAGUCGGGAACCAUCCACUACUAUGAUAUGCUGGUGUUCUUAUCUGACGGAUACAUGUACUUUGUGCUUCCUGACUGCUUUGUGACUUGCCAACCACCGUGCGUGACACUACAGCACUCUCUGUGAGCCAUCUUAUAGGGAGACACCGACACUAGUAAAUAUCUUGCUCAAAGAAAAGCUGCUCCCCAGAAAUGUCACCUGUGUUCAGAGCUGAGAAACAAAUGCCCAUCAUUGUUUUUUUUUUAAUCCUGUAAUUUGUUUCCAGUUUUUGAGUUUUCAGAUUGGAGAGCAGCAUGAUCUUUCUGAUAACGGUUCUUUAUAGAUGAAUACAUAACAUGAUGCGGUUUCCACAGUUUGGCUUGAUGUCUGGAGUUAUGACAGAUUAUCCACCAUUUAUAAAGUCCAUUAGUAAUCUCGGGGGCAUUUUUGGUAUGCAUCUGCUCGCAUCUAGACAUACAUGGCAGUUUUAGUUGCAUGUCGGCCAAAUGUUUUCCGUUAAUAACAUUCAGUGUAAUAAUUCUGCUCAAGUCAGCUGUUGCAAGCACUCUAUAAAUACACAACUAUAUUUCACUGUGAUGCUUUCAUUUCAACAUUUGAACGGUUGUAUGAUGUCAGCAAACCCAUUUGAUGGGGAAUUAGCCCAUAAGCUCUGUGUUGCACAAAGGUGCUAAAAUGUCCACUUUAUCUGGUAUGAGAAACUCAAUUGCCAUUUAUAUGCUGUAUUACAUGUUUUAAUUGGAACUAUGCGUUUGUCUUCUCAUGUGCAAUGUCAUGACUCCACAAGUUUCAUAAAGUUUGAAACACUCA